Messenger RNA from Callorhinchus milii (elephant shark), 1903 nucleotides. RefSeq names its product zinc-binding protein A33-like. The transcript is spliced from 6 exons. The record is from RefSeq and is a predicted model, not a curated record. Lineage: Eukaryota; Metazoa; Chordata; Chondrichthyes; Chimaeriformes; Callorhinchidae. Gene Ontology annotation, molecular function: zinc ion binding; protein binding. Bases 87 to 1592 code for a protein of 501 amino acids.
GUGGAGUGAACUCUGUCACAGGACGGGACACACAGCAGCAACACUGACACUGAAGCAGUUUAACCCACAGAGACCUGAGGGUGAACAUGGCUUCCAGAGAUCAGGUCCAGCGUCUGACCGAGGAGUUAAACUGUCCCAUUUGUCUGGAUUUCUUUACUGAUCCUGUUACCCUGGAGUGUGGCCACAACUUCUGUCGCUCUUGUAUCACCCGGAGCUGGGAAAAGCAGGAGACAAACUCCUGCCCGGAAUGUCGGCAGGUUAUAGCCAAAAGGAAUCUCAAGGUUAAUUGGGCUCUGGUCAAAAUUGUGGAGAAAGCUCAGGAACUGAGCCUGGCCUCAACAGAGAUGGCAAUUAAACGUCACUGUGAGAAACACCGGGAGGAACUGAAGCUGUUCUGUGAAACGGACAAGAAAUUGCUGUGUGCAGUUUGCAGUCAUGGGCAGGAACACAGAGGUCACAGCUUCCUGCCCAUUGAGGAAGCUGCUGAAAUCUACAAGGGUAAAGUGAAAUCCUCCUUCGCUUCUCUCACACAGAGGAAGGAAACUGCUCUACAAACUGAAGCCAAACAGAGACAAAAGAUGUCACAACUUAAGGUAAUUUGUGUCGGGGCUGAUUUCUGGGCUCUCAGUGUGACUCUGUUUAUUGUGUGUACACAGUGUGAUGUCUCAGUGUCUGGACAGGUGAGCAGUUUGCAGACCCGAGUCAGGGCUGAUUUUGCUGAAAUGCACCAGAGUCUGACUGACAGAGAGCAGAGGGUAAUGCGAGAGCUCAGACAGCGAGAGGAGGAGAUUGUACACCGAAUGGAGACAAAUCUGCGAGAGAUUCGGGACAAAUUAGAUUCUGUUCAACAAGAACUCUCAGAGUUACAGACACAGAUGGAAAAAGACGCUCUCACCUUUCUGCAGGAGGAAACUGCUCGGAACAGAAGGGUCAGUGACGGGGGUUUGGCACUGUCGGUGUGUGAGGCUGAGCUGCCGGUGGGGAUAUACAGAGGACCUGUACAGUACACAGCCUGGAGACAGGUGGGACACAGCAUCAGCCCAGCUCCGGCCGCUCUGACUCUGGAUCCUGACACCGCCCAUCCCCGGCUCAUCCUGUCUGAGGACCUGACCAGCGUGAGAGACGGAGACAGAUGGCAGCAGCUCCCGGACUCCCCAAAGAGGUUUAGUAAAUAUCUCAUUGUCCUGGGGUCUGAGGGCUUCACAUCAGGGAGACAUUACUGGGAGGUGCAGGUGGCCAACAAGACAAAGUGGGACGUGGGAUUGGCCCGAGAGUCUGUCAACAGGAAAGGAGACAUCACACUGACACCAGAGAACGGAGUCUGGGCUGUGACCCUGAGAAACGGGGAUCAAUAUCAAGUUUGUGCUCCACUGUGGACCCUCCUGCCCCUGAGAGAGAGACCCGGGAAGCUGGGGGUUUACCUGGACUAUGAGGGGGGACAGGUAUCAUUUUACAACGCUGAUAACAUGUCUCAUCUCCACACUUUCACCCAAACCUUCACUGAGAAACUUUAUCCUUACUUUUAUCCCGGUUUCAAUGACGGCGGAAAAAAUUCUGAACCGCUGAGGAUCUGCCGAGUGACAGUUUCAUGAGCAGAAAAACCUGAGCCAUUAAUUGUGUUUGACUGCGAUUGCCAUCAGGACAGAACCUUUUAUAAACUGUGUAAUUCUGGAGUAAAGCUUGUAGUUCAUAUUGUACCUUUCACGUUGGGACAACAUCUCAAAUCUUUCUCAGGGUUGACUGUAAAGUGACUACUGUGUUUGUAAGUGAAUGUGGAGCCAAUUUGCACAGAGCAAAGUCUACAUUAAGUCACAUUUCACACAAAAACAUCCGGAUCACACAUUCAUUCAGCUCCUGAUAUCUACAAUAAUAAUCCUUACAUUUCAUACAGAGCCUUAUCAAG